AUGGCACCCAUCAAUGAUGUGAUAACUGUCAAGGAAACGAAUGAAAUCGGUGCGCCAACGGCUACAUACAUCUACUCCACGACUAGCGAUCCAACCCAAUUCCGUACCCCAGAUUCUUCUGGCGUUCGUCAUGAACGGCGGAGAGUCGAUAUUGUUCUGCCGUCACGAAAGGACUCAUCAUCGUAUCUCGCUUCGCUGCUCAAUGUUUUUCUACCGGUGGGAUACCCGCAUAGCGUCAGCGACGAUUACCUAGACUGUUUAGGAUUCGCUUCAGGCGUUCUCAAGUUCAAUUGCCGGACUACUGGCGUCCCGGGCUGUAUUGCAAGCACUCCCGAAACGCCUGAGGGUUGUAGUUUUGGCCUUUUCGAGCGUUUUAAGAGCGCUGUGUGGUGUGGCUGCUGGGAGUUCAAAAGCGAGCUUGAGCAGUCAUUUUGCGAAGUGGGGAAAUUUGGGAGAGUUAAAUGCUUGAUAUCUCUCUUAGGAAUGCUGUGCGGAAGCGUCGUUGUCUCACACAUAUCCACCCCUUCCGCAACGUGGACGACUUUGCUGCUUCUCCUCCUAGUACACCUCUCGACGAACUACGCCGCGGUGCGCUCAGUCAACAUGACCACUUUGAAUCGCCAACGAGCCAACAUCGUUUUCUCAACUCUCUUCGAAAAAGGUAGUGUCCUCACCCCAACGGAGGCAUCUAAAUGCGAAAGAAUCUUCGAGCGCGAUGGGAUUCUCCGCUGGAAAGCAUCCCCCGCCGCCCUGGGAUAUUGUCAAAUAGGGGGUUCGUUCCAGGAGUUACUGCGUGGCUCUAUACAUGGAGCAAAUUCCAUUCGUGACGUUGGCAUUGAUAUUUACAAACUUCUACGUCUGUUUGAAAAGGAGGAGUAUGUCCUAUGGUUCAACCCCAUUCAUAAAAAGGGGACCAUAGUCUUGAAAAAUAAUGUGACCCCUAUAUCGCAGCUCAAAGCCUGGAGUCAUGCGCUGAUAGUUGCGAAGCGUUUAACGGAUUUGAGGCGAGAAGAAGCUGAUAUGGUCAACGUGAGCACGGUGGAGAAGGAGGAGGAAGAAGAUAAAUGGAAACAACGAAAUGAAAGUGUUUCCGUCUCCAACUUUACCGACCCAGACACGAUGUUCUCGAUCCUCGAAUCCACGCUGUGCGCCCAUUCUGCGAGCUUCGCAGACCAGAUCGGAAUGCUAACGGAUGCUGGGUGGGACGUUGCCACGCCCUCCCUAGAGACUCGACCCGCGAGGAGGUUUGAGGUGGUGGAGUUCUAUCUGGGGAAAUAG
This is a messenger RNA of Histoplasma mississippiense, 1278 nucleotides long. RefSeq lists its product with no specific name. The record is from RefSeq and is a predicted model, not a curated record. The transcript is spliced from 7 exons. NCBI's taxonomy places the organism in Eukaryota, Fungi, Ascomycota, Eurotiomycetes, Onygenales, Ajellomycetaceae. Bases 1 to 1278 code for a protein of 425 amino acids.